AUGGGGAAGGCGAAGAGUGCAGGAAAAGCUGCCGCAAAGGCAGCUAAGAAAGCCAAGCAAGAAAAGCUUGCAGAGCGCCGAGCUACGAAGCAGCAAAAAAAGAGCAGCGGUAAAAAGGAUGUCAAUGAUAUGGAUAGUGAAGACUUAGACGCCCUUUUGGCUCAGUAUCGUGCAGAGUGGGAAGAGCAGCACGCAACUACGGAAGAGCAUGUGGGCGUGAUUCCUUCACGUCGCGCAAAUGCUACCCUUACUCCAUGUCCAUUAGGCAACGAUCUAUGGCUCUAUGGUGGUGAAUACUUUGACGGUGACAAAUGUAUGUUUUACCAAGAUCUGUUUCGUUACAUCCCUGAAAAAAAUGAAUGGCGCUCCUAUUCCAGCAAAAUUCAACCCGGUCCACGCUCAGCGCAUCAAAUUGUAGCUUCGCCUGUGGGUGGUGGACAGCUAUGGUGCUUUGGUGGCGAGUUUGCAAGUACGAAACAGACAAAUUUCCACCAUUACCGCGAUCUUUGGGUCUAUUCGAUUGCGGAGCGUGCAUGGGAAAAAAUUGAAACCAAAGUGCGGCCUAGUGCACGAAGUGGCCAUCGCAUGGCUAUGUGGAAGCAUUUCAUUGUUCUAUUUGGCGGCUUUGUGGAUACAGGCGUGCGCACCACAUACCUUCAAGACUUGUGGGUGUUUGACACGCUAGAAUACAAGUGGAAAGAAAUUAAGCAAAAUGACCUCCGACGUCCUUCCGCUCGCAGUGGUUUCUCUUUCUUACCGACACCAGACGGUAUUGUGCUGUACGGUGGUUAUUGCAAAAAGUAUGUGAAAGGGCAGCGGGCGCAAGGUGUGGCGCUAGAAGACGCAUGGAUGCUAAACAUGGAUGAAGACAUUUCCAAGAUUGAAUGGUCCAAGCGGCGGAAAAUCGGAUACGCACCCAACCCACCUCGAUCAGGAUGUACCAUGGCCCUAUGGGCGAACCGUAAUACCGGUGUUCUGUUUGGUGGUGUGACAGACACAGAGCAGGAUGAGGAAUCGAUGGAGAGCACAUUCUGGAACGAUUUAUACGGUUACCAAUUGCCCGGCAAUGGUCGUUGGAUUAGUUUGAAUAUGCGACGGCCCAAAAAGCGCGGCGGAGCCAAGUCCGCUGAUGGUGAGGAUGGCCAAGAGCAAGAAGACCCUAGCACCACGCUCCCUCUCACCAGAUACAACACUAUGUUGGCUGUACAGAGAAAUACCCUUUACAUUUAUGGUGGUAUCUUCGAAAGUGGCGAUCGUGAAUACACGUUAGACGAUUUUUAUACCAUUGACCUCUCCAAAAUGAACAAAGUCCUAUCACCAGAGGAGCGCGAGGUACUAGAGAGAAAACUAGCUCUUCGCCGUGAGGCUACAGCCUUUAUGGGCGUGUCGAAGGAGGGAAAACGAACCGAAGAGGAUAUCCUGUCUACGCCCGAGCCAGGCGAGGUUCUAAAAACCUUUUAUGCGCGUACAAAACACUAUUGGGCUGCCAAAGCCUACGAGGAGGGCCAUGGUGAGUCUCGAGGGAAGCAGCUUCGUCGUGAUGGAUUCGAUCUUGCAGAAAAGCGCUUCAACGAAUAUAAGCCUAUUUUGGAAGAGAUUGAACGGAUCCGACGUGAUGCCGGUCUUGACGACGAAGAAAUGUCGAACACGGCCUUACGUAGACCCACUGGACCGGGUGCGGAGAGUCGUCAUCGUAGGUAG
Molecule: messenger RNA, 1701 nt
Organism: Malassezia pachydermatis
Lineage: Eukaryota; Fungi; Basidiomycota; Malasseziomycetes; Malasseziales; Malasseziaceae
Product: galactose oxidase
Exons: 10
Coding region: 1-1701 (566 amino acids)
Molecular function (GO): protein binding
Source: RefSeq, a predicted model, not a curated record